AACUAAAUAAAAAUCCACAGUCAGCCUGCUGCAGUCGGUCCUCUGCUCGAGUAACGAAGACGCCCUGACUCCACGUCUCCUGCUAACAUCGUUUUGUUUUCCCGUUAAAAGCAGGGCUCUCAUUCAGCAACAUGCCACCCAAGAGACGAGCUGCAGCUGCUGCUAAGGCAGGAGGAAAGAAGGUGAAACAGGAGGCGGCACCCAAGCCCAAAGAUGCCUUCACCUCUGCUAAGGAGGCCCUUCUGGCUGCAGGGCCACAAGUGAAAGGCAAGAGGAAGGUGGAUGAGCACUGUCCUCUGUCAUCCUCUGGAGAGGUAUAUGAGGACUAUGACUGCAUGCUCAAUCAGACAAACGUUGGACAUAAUAAUAAUAAGUUUUAUGUCGUCCAAAUCAUUAAAGCAGGCAACAAGUACUAUUCCUGGAACAGAUGGGGCCGAGUGGGGGAAGCGGGACAAAACAAACUUAACCCCUUCGAUAAGGUUGAGAAUGCUGUCAAGGACUUUGAGAAAAAGUUUAAGGACAAGACAAAGAACAACUGGAGCGACCGGAUGGAUUUUGUGUCUCACGCGGGGAAGUACACCUUGAUAGAGGUGGACGGAGAGGAGGACGCUGAGGUCACGGUGGACACUGUCGAUGGGAAGGCGGUCAAAGUUUCGAAAAAUGUCCUGCCUUGCACCCUUAAUGAAGCUACACAGGACCUCAUCACUCUAAUUUUCAGCAAUGACAUGUUUAAAGAGGCCAUGGAAUGUAUGAACUUAGACAUCAAAAAGAUGCCUUUGGGCAAGCUCAGUAAGGUGCAGAUUGCAAAGGGCUUUGAAGUUUUGGAGGAGCUUGAAGCAGCGAUGAGCCAAAAACGCGGAAGACAGCGUCUAGAAGAACUUUCCUCAAAGUUCUUCACCACAGUCCCGCACAACUUUGGCAGGCAAAGACCGCCAACCAUUGACAACAAUGAGAUUAUCGAAAAGAAAAAAGAGAUGCUUAUGGUGCUGGCCGACAUUGAGCUUGCCCAAACUCUGAAGUCAGAGACUGAGAAGGCUCAGGAGGAGAUGGUAGAGACAGUUCCUCAUCGUAUCGACCAAGACUACAAUUCUCUCAAAUGCAGGCUCACUCUAAUGGACAAGAGUUCAGAAACAUUCAAGAUCAUUGAAAAAUACCUGAAAGCGACUGCAGGUGACUAUCGCAAACCAAAAAUUGUCAACGUUUGGGAAGUUGAUCGAGAAACAGAGGGAGCGCGCUUUAACGAGAAUGACGAUCUGGAAAACCGCCGUCUGCUGUGGCACGGUACAAACAUAGCGGUGGUGGCAGCUAUCCUGAAGAGUGGUCUGAGGAUAAUGCCCCAUUCAGGAGGCCGCGUUGGUCGCGGAAUCUAUUUUGCAUCGGAAAACAGCAAGUCUGCAGGUUACGUGAGCUGUUGUAAAAAUACUGGAGUGAUGUUUCUGAAUGAGGUAGCCCUCGGCAAAGAGCAUACCAUUACCAAAGACAACAGUUCCCUGAAGAAGGCUCCUGCAGGCUGUGACAGUGUGGUGGCACGAGGCAGUGUGGAACCAGAUCCCUCCAAGGACAUCUUCAUCACCCUGGAUGGAAAGAAAGUUGCUGUACCACAGGGUAAGCCCAUAAAUCAGGCCCAGUUUUCAGACAGCUACUUCGGCAACAGCGAAUAUCUCAUCUACAAAGAGAGCCAGUGUCGCAUCCGCUACCUGCUGGAGCUGCUCAUGUAUUGAUCAUUCAAAUCAAAGAACGAAGCAGGUCCUUUAAAAAUGAGAAGUUCCUCGUUGCCUCUUUGUGAUGGGCUUCCUACUACGCUUGGAUAUGCUGUUUUCUUAUCUAAAAUGGCUACUGUCUUUACUAUUACAAUGAUUGUGUAGAUGUUUCUACAAUCAUGCAUAAAUGACUAAUUCUUUUACGUGCCUUAUGCUUCUUACAUUUGUGAUAGACUGCACUUCUUCUUUUGCACAUACUAACAAACUAUACUUGCUAUUUCCUUUACCAUGAAAAAAUGGUAGUUUGCACUAGCAACUGCAACUGGUUUCUAAAUGUCUGAUAAACAGCAUUUUAUUUGCACACUUUUGAUUUUAAAUUGCCUACUGCACCUUGUGUUCUAUUUGGUAUCUCACUUCUAGUUUUAGUAGCCUGCUUUUUGAACAUUACUUAAAUCCCAGUGGGUUUGUUUUAUUUUAUUUUUUUUGGAAAAGAGUUCUAUCCCUCAGGAAGAAGAUAUUGUGGAUGUUUAGAGAGGAUUGCCGCAUGCCUUUACAGUUACACAAACCUUUUCAAAUAAUAUUAAUAUAUGGCAAAAGCAAAACCUAUAUACUAUGCACAUACAUGACAACAGAAGUAUUAAGUGCAAGUUGUUGCUAAUGUUCAAGAAUGGUUACAAAUUUUGUGUUUACUUGAGCUCUUGAGAAAAACUGACUGUAAAACAAUAUGUGUCAUGAAUAGCUUUGUCUUGCACAGUAGACCUUCUAGCUUUAUCUCAAAUACAACCGUGUGGUGUCAGUAAUGAGCAAGGCCCUUUGAAAUAAAACUGCCUCAGCAUAUUUGCACUAUGACAUUACUUGAACCCGUGGUUAGUAAAUAAACUAAAUUUCCCCUGCA
Messenger RNA from Stegastes partitus (bicolor damselfish), 2595 nucleotides. RefSeq names its product poly (ADP-ribose) polymerase family, member 3 (gene parp3). Gene Ontology annotation, molecular function: NAD+ poly-ADP-ribosyltransferase activity. The record is from RefSeq and is a predicted model, not a curated record. NCBI's taxonomy places the organism in Eukaryota, Metazoa, Chordata, Actinopteri, Pomacentridae. Bases 132 to 1721 code for a protein of 529 amino acids. Gene Ontology annotation, cellular component: site of double-strand break; nucleolus. Gene Ontology annotation, biological process: protein poly-ADP-ribosylation; double-strand break repair. The transcript has 11 exons.